AUGAUCUCGCUCACUCGCCCGACCGUCCUCCGGGCAACUCGAUCCAUAUACCCCUCCGCCGCAAGCACACUCGCCCGUUCCCGAUUACUCUCUACCCUCGCUAUCCUCGAACACAAAGACGGCAAGGUAGCCGGUUCGUCUCUCUCGGCUAUCGCUGCUGCCAUCAAGCUCGGUGGCCCCGUCACUGGCUUUGUAGCUGGUAAGGGCGUUAAGGCCGGUGUAGCUGCUGAAGUAGCGCAGGUGCAGGGAGUAGAGAGCGUUCUGGCUGUUGACAACGAGGCAUACGAUAAGGGUCUACCAGAAAACUAUGCGCCGCUAUUAAUUGAGAAUAUCAAGAAGGGUGGCUUCACCCACGUCGUUGCAAGCCACUCGGCAUUUGGCAAGAAUGUCCUGCCCCGUGUUGCAGCCAUGAUGGAUGCUCAGCCCGUCUCAGACGUCACCGCCAUCGAGGGAGAAGAUAAAUUCACCCGUCCCAUCUUCGCAGGCAACGCAGUUCUAACAGUCCAAUCAACCGACCCCAUCAAAUUCUUCACCGUGCGCGGCACCGCCUUCCAACCAGGCCCAUCAACAGGCGGCUCAGCGAACGUAACAGAAGGCGUUGACCCCGCUGCCCCCUCAAACACAAAAUGGCUCUCCGAAGACCUCACCACUUCCGAACGCCCUGACCUCUCCACCGCCGAGCGCGUCGUGUCCGGUGGCCGCGGCUUGAAGUCAAAGGAAGAAUUCGACCGCAUCAUGACACCCCUUGCCGACGCCCUUGGUGCCGCGAUCGGUGCCUCCCGCGCCGCAGUCGACGAGAAGAUGGCCGAUAACUCGCUGCAGGUAGGCCAGACGGGAAAGAAUGUUGCGCCCCAGCUUUAUUUGUGCGCUGGUAUCUCGGGCGCUAUUCAGCAUUUGGCCGGUAUGAAGGAUAGCAAGGUCAUUGCUGCUAUCAACAAGGACCCUGAUGCGCCUAUUUUCCAGGUUGCGGAUGUUGGGCUUGUAGGAGACUUAUUUGAGAAGGUCCCUGAGUUGACUGAGAAGCUGAAGAAGUGA
Messenger RNA from Nannizzia gypsea CBS 118893, 1035 nucleotides. Its product is annotated as electron transfer flavoprotein subunit alpha. The record is from RefSeq and is a predicted model, not a curated record. The transcript is spliced from 3 exons. Gene Ontology annotation, molecular function: electron transfer activity; flavin adenine dinucleotide binding. NCBI's taxonomy places the organism in Eukaryota, Fungi, Ascomycota, Eurotiomycetes, Onygenales, Arthrodermataceae. Gene Ontology annotation, cellular component: mitochondrion. The coding region runs from base 1 to 1035 and encodes 344 amino acids.